Durio zibethinus is the source of this 519-nucleotide messenger RNA. Lineage: Eukaryota; Viridiplantae; Streptophyta; Magnoliopsida; Malvales; Malvaceae. The record is from RefSeq and is a predicted model, not a curated record.
AUGAGUAAAAUAAUUUCUAUAGUAAUAAUUCAGGCUGUAAUUUCCUUCACUUUUUUCCCUCUAAGUUACUCAGACAACAACCUGAUAGAAACAACUUGCAAAAAGACUCCAUUUUUUGAUCUCUGUGUCUCAACUCUAAAAUCAGACCCUCGGAGUUCUACUGCAGAUGUGGCAGGGCUUGCUCUCAUAGCAGCUGAUAGUGUUAAAGCUAAAGCCCUUGCAACCUUGAAUCAGGUUACAGGGUUAAUUAAAAGUGCCACAGAUCCUAAAUUGCUAAAGGCUUUGAAUCACUGUUUUGAUUCAUAUAACAAUAUUCUCCAGGUUGACAUUGCAGCAGCCAUUCAAGCAAUAGUCAAACGGGAUUCAAAAUUUGCUGUUAACAGUGCAACUGAUGCUGCAAACAAGGCUCAGGGUUGUGAUAAUGGCUUUGCCAACCCACCCAAGUCGCCAAUCUCUAAUGGUAACAAAGCUGUGCAUGAUCUUUCUGUUGUGCUUGAAUCCAUUGCCAAAUUAUUUUAA